GAAACGAUUGCUAAAGCGUAUUGUGGAAGGGAAGUAGUUCGUUAUUAAUUUUGUCUAAUAGAGGAGAUUAACCACUUAAUUGUUGCUUUUGUAUAAGAAAUCAAUGCAAAGAAAUUUCAGAAUGCUGUAGAGAUAUUUAUUACUACAGAAUUUUUAAGUUUAGGGGCGGCGCAUGAACAUUUUUACUGCGCUGACUUGCAACUAAGUGGGAAAAGCGCCAUAUUGUCACAUGUUCAUAUUUGCGACUCACAUGACCUGUUGUUUGUCCCCGUGAUCACUACCACAUUACUUCCUGGCAAAUUCAAAAUAUUUACCUUUGACCACAUGGAUAUGCUUGAUGAAGAUUUAGAUGGCAGACCUACUCGAACCAUUAAAACAGAGAAGGGUUACAUGCAAGAAGUUUAUGUAGACCCAAAGGUUACCAUGGAUGUGAAUGGUGAGGACAGUGCAAAUGCUGGAAGGUGGGAAGUAGUUGAAGUAAUUCAAGAUCUAAAUAGUAGUCGCAAUCUUCAUACAGACAUAAUUUGUGCAGAUCAACUCAAUUCACAAGAUAAAGUUAACGCAGAUGAUCCCCCUGCCAUAACUGAUGCAACAGUAACAUACCGAGUUGUGCAGUUAGCUUCUGAUACAUCUCGUGAUGAUGCUCCUGCUGCACAGAUAGUUACUACAUCUGCAGCUCUAGUUGGUGGGCAGCAAGUUACACAAGCAAUAAUUGCAAACCAGUUUGCAGCAAAUGGGAGUGCCAGUCCGGGAACAGAUGGACCAUUUUAUGUGAUGAUGUCUCCUCAAGAUGUGCUACAGACUGGACAGAGAACUCUUGCACCAAGGACACACCAGUUUAGUCCUAAAUUGGAAGGUGGUCGAACUGCUAGAGAUGAAAGGAGAAGAGCAACUCAUAAUGAAGUUGAAAGGAGGAGAAGAGACAAGAUAAAUAAUUGGAUUGUUAAGCUUUCAAAAAUAGUGCCAGACUGUACUUCAGAUCAUACAAAACAAGGACAGUUUUAUUCCCAAAGCAAGGGAGGAAUCCUUGCAAAGGCUUGUGACUACAUCCAAGAGUUGAGAGUUGCUAGUGCUCGCUUACCAGAUGUUUUAAAAGAAAAUGAAAGACUAAAUAUGGAUUUGGAUGCGGUUCGUCAACAGUGUGAAGAACUGAAGAAUGAAAACCAAAUACUCCGAGCCCAUCUUCAGCAGCAUGGCAUUACCGUUAACACCUUGAUCAACAGUUCGUAGUUCCAAAGUGCAACAGAGAGGAUUUUAUCGUCAUGCAAAGUAUACAUCUUUGCCUUGUUAUUGAUUGUAUUCACAUGAGACUAAGGAGCCGAUGGCAUACAAGUCUCUUUUUUCAUUAUCACUUAUACAUAAAACUAUCAUUAUUGAUCAGUUCAAUGCAUUUUAAAGAAAUGCAGAUUAAUGAUUAUAGUCCUGUGCUUUAAUGUGCAGACAUUUUUGUGAUCUUUCUUGCUAAGAAUUUCAGGAUAGAUUUUUUUAUGUGAAUAUGUGAGCAGCCGCAUGUGAAUUACAAUGUUACUCUUUCAAUUUGCUUUUUGUAGAAAAUUUGUAAAUAUGGUUGUAGAAUGUUUCUGCAAGUUGCUUGUGGAACUUGUAAAAAGAUCCAUAUGAAAAAAAUAUUUAAAUUCUGUGAGAUAUUUCUAAGUCAGUAAAAAAACUGUACACACAUUUUCUGUCUUGCGCAUUGUUUUCUUUUUAAAUAUUAUUUAGUGUAUUAUUUUUGAAAUAGUUCUUUAACAUUACUGAUACUUUUUUUUUUGUAAAAGUUUAAUAAUCCUUUUAGUACGAUUUUAUAUGAAUAACAGCAAGCACUUUUCAGAUAAAUAAAACACAUUGUUAAGCUGUUGUCUAUUUUAAAAUUUUGAGUAGUUAAAAAGAUUUGUAAUAUACAAAUUUAUGUAUAUUCUAAAACUGGAAGUAAUCAUAUAAAACUAGUAAACUGUUUCCAAAUUCCAUAAAACUAUGUUCAGUUUUUUUAGUGUAUAACAAUAAUGUGAAAAGCAGUUGAAACAUAACAUUUGUAUAUUUAUAUAUAAAUUUUUACCCUAAAUAUUUCUCUUCGUCUGUAUAGUUUUUUAUUAUUAUUUAAAAUGUGGCUGAUGUGUAAUUAAGAUGGUCAGUUAUAAUUCAUGGGGAAAUUUUAUUAAAGGAAGAUGACAUGAAAUUAAAACACUUGAAACAAUUUAUAAUUACUUCUGUUACACUAAGUUGGAUUUAAAUGCUAAAUAUUUAGUUAAUUUUAAAAUUUUCUAAAAAAUUGUAUAAUUUUUUAAACAAAUCCACAGAAUCAAAAAAUGAAAUGAAAUUUCUUUUCUAAAUCCAUAGCUAAUAAAUAUGUACUUAUAAGUAAAAAUCAUAACAUCUCAGUACAUGCUUACCUUCUCAUGUACUAUUUACAUGAUCUGAUGUGAUGAUAAUUCUAGUUUUUCAGUAUGUCAUGGUCCUUAGAUACAAUAUUAUAUCUAAGGAAAAUCAUUAAAAAUCAGAUCUGUGUCAUUUAUAUUAAUCAUCAACAAGCAGAGUUUUGUAAGUAUAAAAGUAUUCACAACUGGAUAAAACUAUUAUUUAUACUCUAGAACAAAAUAUUAUUUUAAUGCCGUUCUGUAAAGUGUAAUAUAAUAUUUUCCCUAUUUUGUGAUAAAAGUGCACUGUUAUGAAUUAAUUUUUUAUAUUGGAGUAUGUAAAAUUUGUUAUAUCUCUGAAAAUGUAAUUCAUUUCAUAAAAAAAUCCACCACUUGAAAUUUUUUAUAGAAGAAUGAAGACGAGUAUUUUUAUUUCUUUAGUAAUCUGUGUUCUGAAUAUUUCCUGCGUUUUCUUUUUUUGAAUUCUUCAUUUUAUAGUAUUUAAAUUUGGUAGUUUUUUUUGUAUGAAGCUUUUAUUUUAAAAGUGUAUUCACUUUUGCUUAGGAUGCUAAAACCUUGUUUGUAAGAAUGUGCACAUUUUCAGAUGUAAAAUUCUUAUUUAUUAUGUUUAUGUGAUUAAAUUAAUUAGCACACAAAUUAAAUAUUAAUUAUCAGUAUCAAAGAAACAGGAUUGUAACAAUAUUAAUAAAAUAGAUAUGUAUUUGUGAUGAUUGACAUGCAAAUUUAAACUUGCACUUAAAAAAAUAUAGUUGCAUAUGAUGAAUGAGUUAUUUGCAUUAAUUAAUUACUAUUUUUAUUCAUUCUUAUCUAUUUUAAUUGUUUUACACAUUUAAACAUUACUUGAUCAGAUUUUUAAAACAUGAAAAUAUCAUCUAACUUUUAAGUAUUUCUUAUGUUCUAAACCCAGUAAUUUUUAAAAGCAACAUUUUCUUACUUUUUUUUGCUACCAACCAGUAUAAAUAUAUAAGCAGGUACUAGUAUACUUGAAUGAGAUGAGCAGUCUCUUUUAAAAUAUUUCAGAAUCUAAUUUAGUUAUGUGGUAAAUUAUGCACAUAAACUCAAAGAAAUGUUUCUAAAUUUCUUUGGAAUUUUAUUAUUUCAUGAACUGUUUAGAUUGUUUCCCUAGUAUGUAUGGAAGCCUUUUCAGGAUGAUUAAAAAAAAGGAAAUAUUUUUUCAGUGCCUUUCUCGUUCCACCCUUUCUGUAGAUAACAGUUAAAAAAGGACUAUUCCUUGUAGAAUAUACAAACAUAUAUAUUAUAUAUACACAUGAAGUGUAGAGAUAAUGCUUUGUAAAUUGUGUAAAAACAGAAUUUGUAUAAAGUUACUUGCAAUGUUCAAUUCUUUGCUUUGGAAGAGUUUUAUUGACAAGACUGGAAAAUAAAAGAAUUAAUCUACU
Molecule: messenger RNA, 3769 nt
Organism: Stegodyphus dumicola
Lineage: Eukaryota; Metazoa; Arthropoda; Arachnida; Araneae; Eresidae
Gene: Usf
Product: upstream transcription factor usf
Biological process (GO): regulation of transcription by RNA polymerase II
Molecular function (GO): RNA polymerase II cis-regulatory region sequence-specific DNA binding; DNA-binding transcription factor activity, RNA polymerase II-specific; protein dimerization activity
Source: RefSeq, a predicted model, not a curated record